GUAACAGCUUUCACAGUCACAGCACCUCUCUAUCUCUCGCUUCUCCUUCAUACCACCGGAAAAUGUCGUCCGUCAUCGACUGCUGCGGUGUGCCCUCAUUCAUUCCUUCUCCUUCACUAUCCACGGAAUCCGAGAUUUCAAAGCUUUGAGCUUUAUCCACCAAAUUCAAUUCUAGCAAAAUUCCAAGGCAGCUGGAGUUUAUGGUUCUUCAAUCAUCUCCCAUAUCCUACUCAAAGUUCUUGCCAUUGCUCAGGCAAACCAAGUCCGUAAAUGAGGGCCUCCAAAUCCAUGCCCAGCUAGUUAAGCAUGGAUUAUCCCAUGAUCCUAAUCAUCGUAACCAUUUGAUAAAUUUUUAUUCCAAGUCCAGAGCUUUUUCCCAUGCCCGCAAACUGCUUGAUGAAAGUCCUGAACCGGAUUUGGUUUCUUGGUCCUCUCUGAUAUCUGGGUAUGCACAGAAUGGCCUUGGUGCAAAGGCUACUUUGGCCUUCCACGAAAUGCAGGCCUUGGGCGUUAAGGGGAAUGAGUUCACCUUCCCCAGCGUGCUCAAGGCUUGUGCAAACACGAGCGAUUUUGUGCUUGGGAAGCAGGUUCAUGGAAUUGUAGUAGUUGCUGGAUUUGAGUCAGAUGUUUUUGUGGCAAAUACUUUAGUGCUUAUGUAUGCGAAAUGUGGUAGUAUUGUAGAUUCCAGGAGGUUGUUUGAGGACAUCCCGGAUAGAAACGUGGUUUCUUGGAAUGCUUUGUUGACAUGUUAUACUCAAAGUGAUCUUUUCGGGAAAGCAAUGGGAUUGUUUCAGGAGAUGGUUGUGGGUGGAACUAGGCCCGAUGAGUAUAGUUUGUCAACUAUAUUAAAUGCUGCCACGGGUUUAGGAGAUAUUGGUCAAGGGAAGAAGAUUCAUGGCUAUUUGAUAAAGCUGGGGUACGAGAGUGAUCCGUUCUCAUCGAAUGCACUAGUAGACAUGUAUGCAAAAGGAGGAGAUCUAGGAGGUGCGAUAGCUGUUUUUGGUAAUGUGCCAGAACCUGAUAUUGUUUCUUGGAAUGCUCUUAUUGCUGGUUGUGUGUCUCACGAACAUCAUGUUUGGGCUUUGGAAUUGUUAGAUCGGAUGAAAAGCUCUGGGGUGAACCCUAAUAUGUUCACCAUAUCUAGUGCUCUUAAAGCUUGUGCAGCAUUAGGUGUGAAGGAAUUGGGUAAACAGUUUCAUGCCAAAUUGAUAAAGCUGGAGACGAUGACAGAUCGCUUUGUGAGUGUUGGCCUCAUUGACAUGUAUAGUAAGUGUCGUUUGAUGAAGUAUGCUUUAACUGUUUAUCAUUUGAUGCCGGAAAAGGAAUUGGUUGCAAUAAAUGCAUUGAUCUCUGGACUCUCACAGAAUGGGGAGAUCAGGGAAGCUCUUACUCUAUUUCACGAGAUGCAUAAGGAAUUUAUGGAAUUUAACCAUGCUACUUUACUAGCAGUGCUUAAUGCUAUUGCUGACUUGCAGGCUACUAGCAUGUGCAAGCAAGUUCACACGCUUAUUAUGAAGUCUGGUUACGAAGCUGAUAAUUUCAUUACAAACAGCCUUGUUGACUCAUAUGGGAAAUGUAGUCAGGUUAAUGAUGCAGCUAGAGUUUUUAAAGAAUGUCCCAAUGUGGAUCUACCAUCUUUUACAUCAAUAAUGACGGCAUAUGCUCAACGGGGGCAAGGUGAAGAAGCUUUGAAGCUCUAUUUGAAGCUAUCAGAAAUGGAUAUCAAGCCAGAUUCUUUCGUUUUCAGUUCUCUUCUCAAUGCCUGUGCAAAUUUAUCAGCUUAUGAGCAGGGGAAGCAAAUUCAUGUCCAUGUCUUGAAAAUGGGGUUUAGCUCAGAUAUCUUUGCUGGGAACUCCCUUGUCAACAUGUAUGCCAAAUGUGGAAGUAUCGAGGACGCUGGUUGCGCUUUCUCUGAGGUUCCGGAGAGAAGUGUUGUCUCCUGGUCCGCGAUGAUUGGUGGACUAGCACAACACGGCCUGGGUAAAGAGGCCCUCGAUUUGUUCAAUGACAUGUUGAAAGAUGGUACAACUCCCAAUCACGUAACAUUAGUCAGUGUCCUCUCUGCCUGUAAUCAUGCUGGUCUAGUUGAUGAAGCUCAACGGUAUUUUGACACUAUGAAGGAGCGAUUUGGCAUAGAACGAACGCAGGAGCACUAUGCUUGCAUGAUUGAUGUCCUUGGCCGAGCUGGUAAGUUGGAUGAAGCAAAGGACCUCGUUAAUAGCAUGCCGUUUGAAACUAAUGGCGCCAUAUGGGGGACACUUCUUGGAGCCGCCAGAAUUCAUAAGGAUGUAGAGCUAGGACAACAUGCUGCUGAGAUGCUCUAUACUCUUGAACCAGAAAAAUCGAGUACACAUACUAUCCUGGCUAAUAUUUAUGCCUCAGCAGGAUUAUGGGAGGACGUUGUUAAGGUGCGCAGAUUAAUGAAAGACAGGAAAGUGAAGAAGGAACCCGGGAUGAGCUGGAUGGAGGUGAAAGAUAAGAUACACACAUUUAUUGUUGGAGACAGAAGCCAUCCUAGAAGUGAAGAGAUAUAUUUGAAACUUGAGGAGCUGGGGCAUCUAAUGGCCAAAGCUGGUUAUGUUCCUUUGUUGGACACAGACCUCCAUCGUGUUGAAAGUAAAGAAAAGGAGAUUCUCCUCUCGUACCACAGUGAAAAGCUUGCUGUGGCUUUUGGGCUGAUAGCCACCCCGCACGGAGCUCCUAUUAGGGUGAAGAAGAACCUUCGCAUCUGUUUGGAUUGCCAUACAUCGUUCAAGUACAUCUCUAAGAUAGUGUCGAGAGAGAUCUUUGUUAGAGAUAUCAAUCGUUUCCACCACUUCAGGGACGGGUCUUGUUCCUGUGGGGAUUAUUGGUAGUGUGCUCUAUCUGCAGCAUGAUGGAGCAAUUCAAUGUCGUGUUGCUUCAGGAGAAUGAUUCUUAUUAGAAAUGGGCCACUUGAGCUUGUGCAGGUACAUGGCAACGUUGUGUGCUCAACGUUAGUUAUUGAUAACGAUCCUACCUAAUUGUGAUGAAGGUGUACAGAAGUGGAGUAAACUCCUUGAUCAUAAGCUCAUUAUACAGCCUCACAACAGCAAAUGUUGUAAAACAUUAACCUGAGCUGUUUUUUCUUGACUGUCUGUGCAUGAAAAAUAAUGAUUCGGUGAAACAUUUAUGAUUACAUUUUGGGUUGAAUGCAGAGAUUCUGGCACCAUCGGAAUCCCCAAUGCAGAGGCUCCGCCAGAUGUGAACACGGCAUAUCUCCCCCCUCCAACCCCAGAACCUGCAGUUGUUAGGGUUGCUAUUCCCCUUGCAACACCAGCCCCUGCCCCCACAAGGAAUGUUGAUGCUUCCCCUCCAACAGCAUCCCCUGCCCCAACAAGAAUUCACUACGGCGGUGGUCGGAAUUGUGUCCACUGACGAAGGAUUUCUUCGCUGUCAUAAUAUUACACAGGUAACCUCCAGCUUCUUUUAGGAUCAUGGUGGAGCUCAGCACAGAUGGAUUUAUUGACCUAUGUUGCUUAAAAAUUAUCAAAGUUCCUUGAUCUUUUGGGUAUCAUUGGCUCUGCAAAUUGUCUCGUUUUGCAAACAUGAUUAUGACCCCCCACCGGUCAGAGCAACAAUUUUUUUGGGCGGAUCGGAAAACUAUCCGUGGUCAAUUUCAACUCCAGACUUGAGGACAAGGCUGUUUCAAAAGUGGAGUAAUUGAUAGAGAACGUUUAGAAUUAUAUUGAGAUUCCAGCUUUAUUGCUGUGGCCAUGGCUUGUGAUUUUAGGUUAAGCUUUGCAUUAUUAGGCCAAGCUUUUUAGUUGCUAAUUGCUAUGGUGCAAGCUGUAUGGAGUCAUAUUUCUUCAAUGCCUAUGAGAAUAUAGGACACAUUUGCUUAAAAAAUCCAUCUUUAUUCA
This is a messenger RNA of Salvia hispanica, 3881 nucleotides long. RefSeq names its product pentatricopeptide repeat-containing protein At4g14850-like. Gene Ontology annotation, biological process: RNA modification. Lineage: Eukaryota; Viridiplantae; Streptophyta; Magnoliopsida; Lamiales; Lamiaceae. The record is from RefSeq and is a predicted model, not a curated record. Gene Ontology annotation, molecular function: zinc ion binding; protein binding; RNA binding.